UGAUAGUAAUUUUCAAGAUCAGGUUUACGCUUGAAUGAGUCAUAAAUCGAUUUGAGUUGUUUGUCUCAUACUCUUGCAUAAAUUAAUGGGUGGGUAUGUAUUCUCGUGUCCCUUGCCAGGCUCUAGGGAGGGUGGAGACUCCCCUUAAAGGGUCAGUGUGGGUGUGACCUUACAGUAAGUGAUCACGGUAGAGGGCCGGACAAUGGAGGGAAAGGGAAGACCUGACGGACGGGCUUCACAGGGAGCUGUGGUCACACGCACUCCCACAAACCUUGGAGCGAGAGUCUGCUUCCACCGACUGGCCGAGGUCCCAGAGUAGACUUGACGAAAAGAGAAAGGGAGGGAAAGUUUGAGGUAUUAUAGCAAACCUAGAGAGUAGUGCAUAGUGGUAGUAGGUAGUACAUGUGACAGUAGCCAAGAAGAGUUUGAAAGAGUUACUGAAGCUUGUUGCUUGCAAGUUGGAGUCAUUCCACUCUGAUUGCUAGGUGUCUGCUGUCAUUCAAGUCUUUUUUUAGUGCUUUAUUUUUACCCUAGGACGGCUUUCUUGCACACCGUGCCACAAGUGUGCAUGCUUCUGCCCUCAAGCUGCAAGUAAGCUUGUGUGUGUUUCAUCGGCGUCUACUUGAAACCAAGCCAUGGCCGACACAGACUUCAAACUGGAGCGUGCGGUCUUUGUCGAAGUCUCUGAUGACGAUGAGGAGGUCGCCUUGGUGCUUGCUGCCACCAAACCUGCCACCACCUCCAAGGUGUUCAAAUCAAAACGAGGUGACUAUGAUGAUGACGAUGACGACGACGACUCAGCAGAAGAGGUGGACCUGGUUUUGGGGCCAGGACUCGAUGGAGGUGGCAGUGGUGAGGCCCAGAAAUCCGAGGCCCAGGCUACCGGCAUGAAGGUCCUGGCACUCCUAGACAAGAUCAUAGGUGUGGUGGACCAGAUCCAGCAGACUCAGACAGGCCUCGAGGCCAAGCAGGAGACCAUGGAGAAGAACAUGAGCAGCAUCCAGACGGAGCUGGCAAAGCUGGCGAAGAGUCAUGUUGGAACGGCUGGGACGGUCAACAAGCUCCUGGACAAGGUGCGGAAGGUGAACGUCAACGUGAAGAGUGUGCGCACGGACCUGGAGAAGCAAGUGGGACAGAUCAAAAAACUGGAGAACAAUGAACAUGAGCUCCUCAAGAGGAAGAACUUCAAAGUGCUCAUCUUCCAGGACAAGGUAAAACCUGUGAAGGUCUCUAAGAAGCCAGUGGCUGCAGGAGAGGAAGGAGAGCUGGUGCUGAGUGAAGGAGCAGAGGAAGACCAUGGCUCUGAAGAGGAAGUUGAGGUUGAGGAGAUCAUAGAGGAAUCUCGUGCUGAACGCAUCAAACGCAGCGGCCUCCAGAAGGUGGACAAGCUGAAGAUAGCCUUCAGCAAGGAGCAGAUGGACAAGACCAGACAGAAAACCAAGGAGAACCUGGAGAAAACCCGACAGAGAACUAAAGAGAACCUGGAGAAGACACGUCAGAGAACCCGAGAGAACCUUGAGAAGACCAAGAAGAGCCUGGGCAAGAAGAUGGGUAAGCUAGGAACAAAGAUGACGCCUAACACCGAGCGCCGGGAGAAGAUCCGCAGCUCCAGAGAGAAGAUGAAGAAGUCACUGACGCCCAAUCACACCAUCUACGCCCGCUCCAAAUCAACCACCUACCGCGUACCGCCCUUCACCUUCCACGUCAAGAAGAUCCGUGAGGGUGAGAUCGAACCCACGCCAGAACCAGAGGAAGAGGAAGAGGAGGAGCAGGUGGAGCAGAACGAGGAGGUCCAUGAGGGUCUUGCAGCGCAGGAAGGAGGUUUAGUGUCAAGGCUGGAGGAAGGUGAACUGGUCAAUCUUGACAGCCCGGAGAUGGAGGCCUUACUAGAGGCAGCUGAUCAAUCACGGCUGGCGUUCCAGGAGACGGUGAGGCCAAGGGAGAAGGCCGGCCAGUAAGUCCAACAAGCUGAGCCCUGGGAAAAGCUUAUCACAGAAAAAUAAUGUGGAGGUCUGGAGAUAAAUCAGGCUGAAAGGAUGUAGAGAACUGAGAUGUGCUUGAGGACGGAAUAAAGAGCAAAUGAAUGAAGUCGACUGGACCUUUGGCUGAACAUUUUGUUUGUUUGUUUGUUUCUUAUUAUACUCUCAACCCCAAGGUUGCAUUUUUUGUUUUGUUUUGUUCAAUUGUCAAUUUUUUAAUUGACUAAUGGUCAAUUUUGUGUCAAAUAAAAAAUAAUAAAUCAAAUAAUUUUAAAUUUGAUUACCAAGACUUAAUCUACAUUUAAAAUCUUAAAAAACAAAGGAAUGUGGAUGGUGGAUGUGGAGAGGUUUGCACUCCGCACAAAUAUUUUCAUGAACACUCUCAUGGCGUUUAGUUCCUAUAUUAGACAUUUAAUUUUAACUUAUACAUUUGGAAUCAAGGCCUAUAUUUAAUGAACACCUUGUGUUGUUUGUACUAUCAUGUGAUGUGAUGUCUGCUAAUUUCAACAGUAUAAAUUAAAAGCAGGCUCUACUCAUCUUUUAGAACAUCCGGGCUUUGUUUUAAUUUCAUGAAUGAACUGCUGGAAGCUGUUGAAAGUGAAAGCUUUAAGGUGCAAGAAAGUAUGUUGUCUGUUGGAAAUAUUGUUGUGAGGGAAAGUAAAUUAAAAAAUAUUUAAUUAAAGUGAAAAUGGAAAGAAAUAAUUACAAAUAACUACUGACUGAACUUUUUUCUUUUGAAACUGAAGGUUUUAAUAAUGACGUGGGUUCUGGCGAGUUGUUUUGUGGUGUAAACACUGAUUUGAAUGUAAUCCAAGCUCUUAAGGUUUUAAAUGCUUCACUUUCUGACUCAGACUUUAUGUAAAUUAUGAAUUGCUUCAUAAUGCUUCAUAAUGUAAUCUUUGAUCUAUAUAUGUAAACAAGAAGCUCUCAAAAACCUAUAAGAUCAAGUGGAAUAUCAGUCUCUGAAAAACUUCAGAAUUCACUUUUAUUCCUUUUGUGCUAAAUUCAUUGGACUGUUUACUUUGUUUGUACAUAUACACUUUAACAUGUUCAAAGUUAGGCUAUUACCUUUCAUAUAAACACACAAAUACUGUAUUAGGUGACCAGGGACCUUCUCAAUGGAAAAGUAAUGCUGAUAUAAUAGUCAUUUUGUAGUCCAGUUUACUGAAGUAAAGAGAAAUACAGUACAUCAUAGCUGUAUCCUAUCUGAGAAUUCAGCUCGAUUAUUGAUCUUUCAUUGUACUUUAAGUGCGUUCAUAUCAAAUAAUUGGCCCACAUUAUUGCAAAUAGCUUAACAGACAAAUUUUACAAACAAUACACUCCCUGAAAAAACCUUUUGUAUCAUGCUAUUUAUGAUCUGGUAUUAUGAAAAUGUCCAGUUGUUGCAGUGUUCAUGACACAUAUGGGCAAUAGUCUUUAAGUGUGAAGGUCUAAUGAAGCUGCUUAUUGCUCUGCUGCUAUCCUUGUGAGAUUUGUGGCUGUAUAAAUGGAUUUUAGGUGUAGGUUGAUUUUAAUAAAUAAAAGUGUCCACCUUUGUGCUGUGAGA
Molecule: messenger RNA, 3525 nt
Organism: Cyprinus carpio (common carp)
Lineage: Eukaryota; Metazoa; Chordata; Actinopteri; Cypriniformes; Cyprinidae
Product: caveolae-associated protein 1-like
Biological process (GO): transcription initiation at RNA polymerase I promoter; termination of RNA polymerase I transcription
Cellular component (GO): cytoplasm; caveola
Molecular function (GO): rRNA primary transcript binding
Source: RefSeq, a predicted model, not a curated record